GUCGCCGACAGUUUCCCAAGUAGGUGUGGUGCGCUAAGCCAAUAUUUUUCCGUGUGUAUUUUCCGCCGUUAUUUGUUUUUUUCGUUUUCAUAAAACUGAGGAGAGACUCAUUGUGUGCUACACAUACAAGAAAGUAGCAGUUUUCAUUGGAACAAGUCGUGCAUGCCGCGCCAAAAAAUGUGACAACCACUUAUCGAGCAUAAUAGCAAACUAAUAGCGUAAAAUAUUCUUUGUUUGUGUUUGUUUUCACUUCAUUUGUUGCAAAAGUUUUUUUUCGCUGACACUCAAAGCGGCACUUGCCACUUGUUGCAUGACCGCAUACGAUAAGCUGUACGCUUAUCUAACAAACCAGUUAUUUAUUGCUCGUCAAAUUUUCCGCCGCUCUGCGCUUUGUGCACACAACACCAACAAGCACACACACACACACAUACACGGCGGAGAGUAAUCGCUUAUGUAUUUGAAAGUAAUUUGCUCGCGUGCGAUUUCUCUAAACCGAAGCGAAGCGCUUUUCGCCACCGCGCCCACACCAGCAAAGACCUUACACGACGCGCGACGAACGGCAGCGGGCGCGCGGUCGUCGUCUAGCAUAGUGUGUGUUGCAUUUGUUCUGCGACCGAGUUAUUGACCCUUGCCAAACGAGAUUUUUCGCAUUCUACAACAAAUUUUCCAACGCGAAACACGCAGCGGCGGCGUCUUAUACCGUCCGUCGGUUUUUCUUAAGUGCGCGCAAAGUUUUCGUAAGUACUCGUUUCGUGAUACUUGAACGUGUCGACAGUGUUUGAAAUGGAACGCGAUGAUUACGCUUUGAAUCUCGUCGAAAAAAAUAACCGGCAUGGCGGCGCCGGUGGCGUGGUCAUUGUGCCCGCUGGCGGCAGCGGCCCACAGAGCAGCAGCCAUGCAGCGAGCAGCGUUGCGCCAGUGAGCAUACUGAAGACACAAAUCGUGCCAGCACCGCCGAAGACACUGCAGCACUUGCCGAAACGUCCAGCGGUGGACCUGGCCUUCCACGAUCUCACAUAUCGCGUUAAGGAGGGCAAUCGCAGCAAUGCCAAGACUAUACUCAAAGGCGUCAGUGGUCGCUUGCGCUCCGGAGAGCUUACAGCUAUUAUGGGACCGUCCGGUGCUGGCAAAAGUACAUUGCUCAACAUACUCUCCGGCUACAAAACGACAAAUAUCGAAGGUGUCGUCACGAUGAAUGGACGCGAACGGAAUCUGAGCGUUUUCCGUAAACUAUCCGCUUAUAUUAUGCAGGAUAAUCAAUUGCAUGGCAAUUUAACCGUCCAGGAAGCGAUGACCGUGGCCACGAACUUGAAGCUUAGCAGGAAAUUUUCAAAGGCGGAAAAGAACUCAAUGAUCGACGACAUUCUACUCACACUCAGCUUGAGCGAACACCGCAACACACUCACACGCAAUUUGUCUGGCGGACAGAAGAAACGGCUCUCCAUCGCUCUGGAGCUCGUCAGCAAUCCGCCGAUUAUGUUCUUCGAUGAGCCCACGUCCGGUCUGGACAGCUCAACUUGCUUCCAAUGCAUACAUUUGCUCAAAAUGCUGGCGGCUGGUGGUCGCACCAUCAUUUGCACCAUCCAUCAGCCGUCCGCACGUCUCUUCGAGAUGUUCGAUCAGCUUUACACGCUAGCCGACGGUCAGUGUGUGUACCAGGGCAGCACAAAACAACUGGUGCCAUUCCUCUCCACGCUCGGUUUGGAAUGUCCCAGCUAUCACAAUCCGGCAAGUUAUGUGAUUGAGGUCGCUUGCGGCGAACAUGGCGAUCACACGCGCAAAUUGGUCGAUGCAAUCGACAACGGUAAGAAGGACAUACGCUCUGCCGCCGAUUAUGAGGGCUUGAAAAUGCGCAAUGAUUUGGUGAAGGUGCACAAUUUGAAAGCCAUAUUGGAUAAGAAUGCGACAAAUGCAAAUAACGGUAAAUACGAAGAGAACUUGACGCUCAAUAAUGGCAUACUGAAUGGCAAUCUGGUGAAUGACAUUGUGAAGAGUUCGAAUGUGUCGGCAGCCGAUGCCAGCGCUGCGCCCGUGGUGAGCACGAAUGAGAAGGGCGAUGCCAUGAUCGAUGUUGAGAAGGCGGACAACUGCACGACGGCCUUGUUGAACGAGGAGAUCACUUCGCCCGAACGUUAUCCCACAUCGCAGUUCCACCAGUUUUGGGUGGUGUUAAAGCGCACGUUACUCUUCAGUUAUCGCGAUUGGACCCUUAUGUACUUGCGUUUAUUUGCUCAUCUCCUGGUUGGCUUCCUUAUUGGCGCUCUCUACUACGAUAUCGGCAAUGAUGGUGCGAAAGUGUUGAGUAAUCUGGGCUUCCUCUUCUUCAACAUGCUGUUCUUGAUGUACACGUCGAUGACCAUAACGAUUCUGUCAUUCCCGCUGGAGAUGCCGGUGCUGCUGAAAGAGAACUUCAAUCGCUGGUACUCGCUCAAGUCAUAUUAUCUGGCCAUUUCGGUUGCCGAUCUGCCAUUCCAAGCAAUAUUCUGCGUAGUCUAUGUGAGCCUGGUUUACUAUUUCACCUCACAGCCGUGGGAGCUCUUCCGCUUUGGCAUGUUCUUGGGCGCUUGCUUAAUGAUCGCCUUCGUGGCACAGUCCGUCGGUCUCGUAGUCGGUGCGGCGAUGAAUGUGCAGAACGGUGUGUUCUUGGCGCCUGUCAUGUCCGUGCCCUUCUUGCUCUUCUCCGGCUUCUUCGUGUCCUUCGAUGCGAUACCCAUCUACCUACGCUGGAUCACCUACCUCUCCUACAUCCGCUACGGUUUCGAAGGCACCGCUUUGGCCACCUACGGUUAUGGUCGCGAGAAACUUAGGUGCUUCCAGACCUACUGUCACUUCAAGUCGCCGCUCACCACACUCGAGGAACUGGACAUGGUCGACGCUAACUUCACACUCGAUAUUAUUGCACUCAUUGUCAUCUUCGUGGUUCUGCGCGUUUCCGCGUACCUCUUCUUGCGUUGGAAGCUGAACACCACGCGAUAAGAUCGGUGCCAGCGUCUUGAUUUCUUUCAAUUUUCUUUGGUUUUGUUGUGCUUUCUUGCGCUUAGCGCUCGCUGUAAGUGUUUGAAAGCCAUGGCAGGAUCCUCUUUCCAUGCACAUUGUUUUUGUACUUUGUUUAAAUUGAAUAGGUGAUAACAGACACGUAUGUGAACGAAAGUGAUGUCAUAUUGUUAUUUGUACAAUUUUACGAGCAUAAAUUAGGUUAAAACUUUCAAGUUGUGUGAGUUGGGUUAGCGGAGUUUUCGUGACACAAAAUAUCGCGUCUACUGCACACAAGGGAAACACAUACACACACAUACGCGCAUAAUGCGAUGCAUCCUCAACUUCAAUACGCCAAUUUUUCAAAUCUUUUAAAGCAAAAUGAUGAACAAUUUUUUAGAUUUAGGCAAAGCAUACAUUUAUCACUAGCAUAAGCAUUGUACAUACAUAUAUACAAGUAGAGAGUUAGUAAAACGAUAAAACGCUGCUAAUUAAUACGGAACACGAAAUCAAAAAUUUUUAAUAAACAAUUUGAUAUAAAAAGAAAAAUAUAUAUAUAUUUAAUGGCUGCUUUUGUAAGCUGAAUCGAUGUGAAUUUGUUAUGUAAUAACUUUUGUAUGUGCUUAACACAAUUUUUGAUAAAUUUAUAUGUAAUUUUUUAAAUUUUUACCGUUACAAACGUAAGACGACAAAUAAUUCAAACAAAAUUUACCAAUUUACCAAACCACAAAAUAUUUGUUCCGAUCAAUGUAGAAUCGUUGGUAGUGGUAAAUAAGCUUCUAUAGAAGUAAAUCGACAGAAUUCUUACGAAGAUCUGUUGCCGGUUCAUUUACGAAGUAUUCCACUGCGUAUUUUUUUAUAAAUGGUGUUUUUAUAGACAUAUUUAAUCGUAGAUUGUAAGAAUAUUGCUAGAAAAUAAAGAGCUUUACAAGCAAUUUAAAAUAUUA
Bactrocera neohumeralis is the source of this 3920-nucleotide messenger RNA. RefSeq names its product ATP-binding cassette sub-family G member 1. The transcript is spliced from 8 exons. Gene Ontology annotation, cellular component: plasma membrane. The record is from RefSeq and is a predicted model, not a curated record. The coding region runs from base 784 to 2976 and encodes 730 amino acids. Lineage: Eukaryota; Metazoa; Arthropoda; Insecta; Diptera; Tephritidae. Gene Ontology annotation, molecular function: ATP binding; ABC-type transporter activity; ATP hydrolysis activity.